This is a messenger RNA of Penicillium taxi, 1455 nucleotides long. RefSeq lists its product as uncharacterized. The record is from RefSeq and is a predicted model, not a curated record. Gene Ontology annotation, biological process: transmembrane transport. Gene Ontology annotation, cellular component: membrane. Bases 1 to 1455 code for a protein of 484 amino acids. The transcript is spliced from 9 exons. Gene Ontology annotation, molecular function: transmembrane transporter activity. NCBI's taxonomy places the organism in Eukaryota, Fungi, Ascomycota, Eurotiomycetes, Eurotiales, Aspergillaceae.
AUGUCUCAAAAUGGACUCCCACCGCAAGAAGGGUCUUCUAGGGAAAGAGUACCUCAAAAAAAACUAGUCACAACCACUAUAGUCCCGGAAGAACCAGUUAAUUCGCCGAAGGAGAUCUCCUGGAGAUCAUGGCUCGUUGGACUUGUCUGGGAUCUACCGGAUGGGGACACAAAGAACAGACGAUAUGUACGGAAGCUGGAUGCGUUCCUCUUCUCCUAUAUCUGUGUAGCAUACUUCAUCAAGUACUUGGAUCAACAGAACUACAGUAAUGCAUAUGUCAGCGGCAUGAAGGAAGAUCUUGGGCUAUCUGGAAACGAUAGAAAUUGGCUUGGGACCUAUUUCAACCUUGGUAUCAUCGUCGGAAGUAUCCCGAGCCAGCUUAUUCAGAUGAAAUAUGUCCGGUCAUCUAUCUGGAUUCCAUUUUGUGAGAUCUCCUGGUCGGUAUUAGUGAUGGCGAUGGCGGCGGCGAAAAAUGUCCAAACGCUAUAUGUACUUCGCUUUUUCGUCGGAGUUUUUGAAGCGUGCUCAUUUCCGGGCUACUCAGCGCUUUUAGGUGGCUGGUAUGGCCCCAGAGAGCUUAGCAAAAGAGUCGCUAUUUUCGAACAGAGCAGCUCCAUCGCAAGCAUGUUCAGUGGCUACAUUCAAGCUGGGCUAUACAAGAGUAUGAAUGGUGCUCGUGGAUUAGCCGGCUGGAGAUGGCUCUUCAUUAUUGAUGGAGUCAUUUCAAUUCCAGUUGCGCUGGCGGGUCUGUGUAUGAUUCCAGAUCUUCCCCACACCACCAGAGCUUUCUAUUGGUCUAAAGCUGAAAAAGAAUAUGGCGUUGAACGUAUCGAAAAAAUUGGUCGGUCAGCCCCCCGUCCCUUCACUCUCAAAGGUUUCUGGGCAGCCAUGACGAAUUGGCGCCUAUGGGCAUUCCUGCUCCCUUAUGUAAUGGUCGCCGAGGCUAGCACCUCAACAAGCUAUUUUAAUCUUUGGCUUCAGGAUAUCGGUUACUCGGUAUACGAUGUGAAUGUUCUACCCACUGCCGGCAAUGCACUCAGCAUCGUGGUAUCCGUCAUAUUGGGAAUUGUCGCGGAUCGAACAGGACAGCGGAUGCUUAUUCUUAUAAUCAUCGAGGGCAUUGUCCUUGUAGCCAAUAUUCUUUUAUCCGUCUGGCAUAUUCCCAAUUCUGCAAUAAUGGCUGCCAACUAUUUGGCCUACUUUGGAGCGGCUGCUCAGCCUAUCAUUAUUGCAUGGGGGUAUCAGCUGAAUGGAGGCGAUCCAAACCUGUUUCCACUUCUCGUUGCAACAGGAAAUAUUUUCACUUACACUUUCUCUAGUUUCCUGCCUUUAUACUUGUUUCCAACUGGUGAUGCCCCCCACUAUAAAUACGGCUAUCAGAUUUUGGUUAUGUUUGGCUUGGUCUCCAUUAUAGGGGCAUUUAUACUUCGAUAUCAAGAGAAGAUGUUGAAAUAG